This is a messenger RNA of Iphiclides podalirius (scarce swallowtail), 2907 nucleotides long. Lineage: Eukaryota; Metazoa; Arthropoda; Insecta; Lepidoptera; Papilionidae. The record is from the annotation of a GenBank genome assembly.
AUGGGGCGGUGCAUAAUACUUCUGCUGGCGGUGCAGCUGGCCAGCACCAGCUACCUGCUUCCUGGCGACGUGGCGCCGAAGCACUACGACCUGAGGCUCGCUUUCGACGUGGACCCGAAGACCAACUACAGCUUCUUCGGCGUAGCGGACAUACUGCUGAACGUCAAAAGUGCCACGUCCAAGAUAGUCCUGCACGCCCAGGACUUCACCGUGGCGGAGGACAAGGUCACGUUGCUGGGCCCAAGUGACGCGCCCAGCGUACUCGGCCUCGAACUGAACGACACCUACAACUUCCUCACCAUCAAUCUGGAGAGCAAUCUAGCGGAGGGCGCCGAUUAUCUGCUGAGGAUACCCUUCUACGGAAACCUGCAGACUGGGUUGGACGGUGUGUACAUAAGCACGUACGUCAAUAAGAAGAUCAAGGCUAAAGAGUAUCUGAUAGCGACGCAGUUCGAGGCGACCUACGCGCGCAAAGGAUUCCCCUGCUUCGACGAGCCCCUAUACAAGGCGACAUUUCGCCUCAACAUAGGCCACCAUAGGGACUACACGGCCGUAUCCAAUAUGCCCUUAUUCAACUCCUCCAAUGAGAACGCCCUUGAGAACGUCUGGCCGUGGGAGAAGAUCGGAAAGAAGUUCAAGAAUGACAUAUCUCAUUUCGUGUGGGACCAGUUCGAGAACUCUGUGCCGAUGUCCACUUACCUGGUGGCCUUCGUGGUCUCCAAGUUCGCGCACGUCGAGAGCCCGCCUCGGCUCUCCAACACCAAGUUCAGGAUAUGGGCGAGGGAAGACGCCAUAGACCAGACGGCGUACGCGGCGAACAUAGGCCCCCGCGUGCUCUCCCACUUCGAGCGCUGGUUCAACGUGAGCUUCCCGCUGCCGAAGCAGGACAUGAUCGCCAUACCGGACUUCAGCGCGGGCGCCAUGGAGAACUGGGGACUGGUCACCUACCGCGAGACGGCGCUGCUCUACGACGGGGCGCAGUCGUCGUUUCUCAACAAGGAGAGGGUCGCCGAGGUGAUAGCGCACGAGCUGGCCCACCAGUGGUUCGGCAACCUGGUCACCAUGAAGUGGUGGUCGGACCUCUGGCUGAACGAGGGCUUCGCCACGUUCGCGGCGUCGGUGGGCGUGGACGCCGUGGAGCCCGCGUGGCACGCGGACAGGGGCUACGCCGUGGACAACGUGCUCUCCGUGCUCAGCCUGGACGCCCUGGAGUCCUCGCACCCGGUAUCCGUUCAGAUCGACGAUCCGAAACGCAUUUCGGAGAUCUUCGACGAGAUUUCGUACCGCAAAGGCUCGACUAUAAUUCGCAUGAUGGUCAUGUUCCUCGGCGAUGCCGUCUUCAGGGAGGCCAUCCACAACUACCUGGUGAAGCAUUCGUAUUCGAACGCGGAGCAGGAUGACCUGUGGAACGAGCUGACGGCGGCGAGCGAGCGCCACGGCGGCCUGACGAGGAACGUCACGGUGAAGGAGAUCAUGGACACCUGGACCACGCAGACCGGCUACCCGCUGCUCACCGUCACCAGGGACUACGGGGACAAGUCGCUCACCAUCUCGCAGAAGCGGUACCUGGCGCUGGGCGCGAGGAGCCCCUCGGGCGCCUCGUGGUGGGUGCCGCUGAGCGUGCUCUGCCGCGGCGAGGGGGUCCAGGGUUCGCGGCCGCUGCAGUGGCUGGCGGCGGGCGAGGGCGUCGCGGCGCUGCACCGCUUCGAGCACGGCGCCGCGCCCCACCAGUGGGUGCUCUUCAACCAGGACAUGAUCGCUCCAUACCGUGUCAACUACGACCCUCAAAACUGGCAGCUGCUGGUGGACACCAUGACCGGCGCCCAGUAUACCGAGGUGCCUGUGCUGGGGCGGGUCCAGCUUCUAUCGGACGCCUUCGAGCUGGCCUGGACCAACCAACUGGACUACUCCACCGCCUUGCAGCUGGUGAGCUACCUGCAACGAGAGACUGAGUACUUGCCACUUUCCACUGGAUUAAGAGCGCUGUCCAGGGUCGAGAACGUUCUCAAACGCUCCCCGGACUAUGGUGCCUUCCAGAAGUUCGUGAGGCGGCUCAUAGGGGAGACUUAUAACAGAGUCGGCGGGUUGGCAACAGGCAAGAUCAACAAUGGCGAUGACUUGAACAGUGUUAAGAUGCAGGUUAUGACCAGCGCUUGGGCGUGCCGCAUGAAAGUUCCCGGCUGCGAGGAGAACGCCAUUGCUCUGUUCGACAAAUGGAUGAACUCCCCUCGACCUGACGAAGAAAACCCCAUCCCGCUGGACCUGCGGCGCACCGUGUACUGCGUGGCGGUGGCGCGGGGCUCCGUGCGCGAGUGGCGCUUCGCCCUCGAGCGGCGGCGCGCCUCCAACGUGGCCGCGGCCAGGGACCAGCUGCUGCACGCGCUGGCCUGCUCGCGCGACGUUUGGAUCCUGGCCCAGUACCUGGAGUGGGCGGUGACGGAGGGCUCGGAGGUGCGGCGGCAGGACGCGGCGGCCGUGGUCGCGGCCGUGGCCCGCUCCGCCAACGGCCUCUACGUCGCCAGGGACUUCCUCUACGGGCGCAUCGCGGACGUGCACGCCGCAUUCAGCCAAGGCCGCCGUUUGGGCUACAUUUUCAAGACCCUACUGGACCAGUUCACCACUCAAAAGGAGCUGGAUGAGUUCUUGGCGUGGCGCGAGGUGAACGCCAAGUAUCUAGAGGAGUCGAGCCUCGCCGUCGACCAGGCGGUGGAGAGGGCGCGGGUCAACAUAGACUGGCUGAGUCGCAACGGGCGCCACGUGGUCGCCCGUCUGCGCGAGUUCUCCUCUCAGCGGCGAGUGCCCACUCUCGACUCGUGGCAAGCGCAACCAGCCUUCAUGCAAUCUAUAUUCGCUAUCCACAAUAUAUCCAGUCAUAGGCUGCCGGCUUACAAGUACAACAUUGGAAUG